This is a messenger RNA of Pelagomonas calceolata, 256 nucleotides long. Lineage: Eukaryota; Pelagophyceae; Pelagomonadales; Pelagomonadaceae. The record is from the annotation of a GenBank genome assembly.
CUCGAAAUCCAUCGCUUCGACGCGUUUGCCGUCCUUCUUGAACUCGUUGCGUCCUUCAGCCGAUGAUUUCUUCACCUCCUCGACGCCGAUGUCUUUGAGCUCGAGCAGUUUGCCCGCCUUGUCUUUGAGCGAGAGCUCUUUCUCGUCCGCAUCCUUGAAUUUGGUCGGGCGGCAAUCACACGUCGUGAUGACAAUCGGGCAGAGGUCCUUGAUCUCCUCGGGAUAUUUUGAGAGGUCUGCUUUGUAGUCGUCCCCC